Trifolium pratense (red clover) is the source of this 847-nucleotide messenger RNA. RefSeq lists its product as uncharacterized. The record is from RefSeq and is a predicted model, not a curated record. The transcript has 3 exons. The coding region runs from base 8 to 679 and encodes 223 amino acids. NCBI's taxonomy places the organism in Eukaryota, Viridiplantae, Streptophyta, Magnoliopsida, Fabales, Fabaceae.
UUCACAAAUGUGGAAUGUACAGAAAAUGCCUCCCAAUGGGUCUGGUUUCCUCCCCGGUGACAAUUAUCCUGAUUGGCUAGCCUUCAAUGAUAGCAGUUCUUCUGUAACUUUUGAAGUACCUCAAGUGGAUGAGCGAAGUUUGAAAACAAUCAUGUGCGUUGUCUAUUCUUCUUCUCCAGAUGAUAUAACAUCAGAAGGCCUUAAAGUUUUGUUGGUGAUAAAUUACACAAAGAACACCAUUCAGCUCUAUAAGAGAGACGGAUUAUCAGCCACCUCUGACGAGGAGGAGUGGCAGAAAGUAGUAUCAAAUACAGAACCAGGUGACAUAAUGAAUGUUACUGUUGUUUUUGAAAACAAAUUUGUUGUGAAGAAGACAACAGUUUAUCUUAUCUAUGAUGAACCAAUUGCCGAAAAGACAAAUCACCAUCUUGAGUCGGAUAAGAAUGUCACUCUUUCUAGUAGUGAUGGAAAUAUAUUUGGUAGACUCUUGUUCAGACUUCCUCCCAUUGUUCGAGCCGUUCUGAUUUCACGACCUUUCUGGUUCUGUUUGGCUGUUAUUAUGGUUUGGUGGUCUCGCUUCCAUUCUAACAAACGAACAAGUUUAAGAAAAUAUUGGCACCCCAGAGCUCUCAAGGAUGCUGUAAUCCGCUAUAUCAUGGGACAAAAUUACUUCGGGUGAUGUACAACAAGAUUUUAAAUUGUUGUCGCCGUAGUAAACCUUAUGUUGCAGAAAAUUCUGGACAAGUAAAUAUUGCUCAGUGUAUCGCAGUCGCGAUAUAGUUGUAGAUACCUCAAACAUUGACGCUGCUAUUAAAAUUUUCUAUAUUUACUAUUUUGAAACAGACAA